CAGCCCCCACGAUCUGUGUGCAGUGCGAGCUGUCCCCCAGGAACCAGACAAGCCACAAGGAAGGGCCUUCCUGUCUGCUGUUUUGACUGCAUGCCAUGUGGAGAUGGUGAUAUUUCUAAUAAAACAGCUUCAAUCCUCAGACCACAUACUUGUCAGCUUCAGGGACGAUUCAGGCUGAACGGAGUGUACCAGGAUGGAGAUGUUAUACUUGGAGGCCUGUUUGACGUUCACUUAUUCACAGUGUUCCCAGAGCUCAGCUUCAGAAAAGAGCCAGAUCCACCAUACUGUGAAAAAUUUAAUAUGGAAAGCUUCCAGCAUGCACAGACCAUGGUUUUUGCUAUAGAUGAGAUCAAUAAGAAUCCAAACCUGCUGCCUAAUAUUACUCUUGGAUACCAUCUUUAUGACAACUGUUUGAUUCUAGGAAUGGCAUUCCGGGCUGCCAUAUCCCUGGCUAGUGGAACAGAGGAGUCAUUCUCCAACAUCAACUGGGAUACAUUGGCCUGUUAG
Messenger RNA from Carassius carassius (crucian carp), 507 nucleotides. Its product is annotated as extracellular calcium-sensing receptor-like. Gene Ontology annotation, biological process: G protein-coupled receptor signaling pathway. Gene Ontology annotation, molecular function: G protein-coupled receptor activity. NCBI's taxonomy places the organism in Eukaryota, Metazoa, Chordata, Actinopteri, Cypriniformes, Cyprinidae. Bases 91 to 507 code for a protein of 138 amino acids. Gene Ontology annotation, cellular component: membrane. The transcript has 3 exons. The record is from RefSeq and is a predicted model, not a curated record.